Molecule: messenger RNA, 6577 nt
Organism: Neoarius graeffei (lesser salmon catfish)
Lineage: Eukaryota; Metazoa; Chordata; Actinopteri; Siluriformes; Ariidae
Product: zinc finger protein 260-like
Exons: 5
Coding region: 2009-4495 (828 amino acids)
Biological process (GO): regulation of transcription by RNA polymerase II
Cellular component (GO): nucleus
Molecular function (GO): RNA polymerase II cis-regulatory region sequence-specific DNA binding; protein binding; histone methyltransferase activity
Source: RefSeq, a predicted model, not a curated record
CGUUACGCAUCACGUGAUAAUUGACCCCCAGGUGAAAAGACACCAGUUUUCGUGUAAGCAAGGCUUAACCAGUCUUAAAUAUGGUUCAUUUUUGCGCUGUUUUUGGUUGUUCCAAUCAUUUAAAUCGAGGAAUAGAUAAAAGAUAUUACCAUUUCCCUGCUAUGAAGAAAAAUGUUAACAAAGAGAAACAAAUGCUUCAAGGACAAUGAAGAAAUGAGUGGUGAAAGAGAAUACAGCGAGAGGAGCUAACCCUGAAAACUCCAGAGAAAUUUGCGACGAUUUAAAAUUUUUUUUUUUUUUUAAAUAGACAGGCGCAGCAGAGUAUGGAAGAGUUUGUUUAAGAAUCUCCUUUUAUUUCUGCCCACACUUGAAUUAGCUUCUUCAUGAAAGUGUUCAGACAAAAUCAAAUGAUUUUCUUCCAGAUGAACCAACUUCCUCAUUCGACAUGGAAAACCCAGAUUGGGCACAAAACAAACAAACACUGACACAAUUCGUUAAAAAACCCAACAAGGAGUGACAUGCUCCUGAUGCAUCCUGAAAGAACAGAAAAGAUUAAGAUCAAAAAGCGCUGAAGCUUUGCUUCUGUUAUCAGAGGAACUCAGUCCUGUGCAAAAUGUCAACCUGGAGCCAGAGUGUAGUAAUGAACCUACAGUUUGAGAGAGUUCUACACAAACGCACUGAACUUUACAACAGCUGCAGGCAUGUGAAAUGGAAAUAAAUCGACUAAGGCAGGAAAAACUAUUUUGGAUAAAAUUGUUACUGUCUGUUGCACACUUAUCAACCUGUGUGACUCAGUUGUGCCUUUUGAAUAGAACAGUGAUUCUCAAACUGUGGUAUGCGUACCACUAGUGGUACGCGGGCUCCAUUUCUAGUGGUACGCCAAAGAAUCACUUAAUUAAAUAUAAAUAAAAUUUAAAAAAUAAAACGUGAAAUACUAUCCAUAAUAUCCGAAUGGAUGAAAAUAUUUUAUCAACCGAUGACAAGAAAAUGAAAAGAGAUACAAAUUAAGUUAAUAAUUUAAAAGCGUUUGCAAGUGCUUCUGGGUAGCCAUACGUAGCGUACGUACGCAUUCCCGCCGGUUCCGCUGACAGACGGUUAUCCGCCAUUGGUAGACUAGGCUGUGAUGGGGAAAAGGUGGAGGUGGCUUUGCUAAUUAUGACUAGUACGACAAAAUUACUGUCGUGGCUUAAAUCCGCGAAUGCGAGCGUGGAUCAAGAGAGAGGGAGAACUGAAGAGGAUGUGUGUGAGCCGAGCGCAGAUGCUAAUGACAGUGGCAAAACCAGCCCCAGAACUGCUAGCAAACAGCACAAACCAGUGAGGAGGAAGUAUGACGAAAAAUACAUAAAACUGGGAUUCAUUUGGAGCGGGACAGAGGAGCUGCCCAGGCCACAGUGUGUUGUAUGCGGGGACCUUCUGAGCAAUGAGUCCAUGAAACCAUCGCAUCUCAAACGGCAUCUUACAACCAAACACACAGCACUAAAGGACACACCAAUGGAUUUUUUUUACGAAAACGUGAUGAACUGAAGCAGUCCAAGUCCACCAUUCUGUCCUAUGGUACACCCGUAGCCAAAGCACAGGAAGCUUCAUAUCGUGCCAGCCUCCUGAUCGCCAGAGCCGGUAAGCUGCACACAAUCGGGGAACUGCUGUGUUCCCCGAUUGUACUGAUGGUACUGCUGUGUACCAUUAGCCAAAGAGAUGACACGUAUCAUGUGUGGAGAGAAAGCUGCCAGAGAGUUAAACUUGGUGCCGCUUUCAAAUGACACUGUGUCAAGGAGAAUAAACGACAUGGCUGACGAUGUUAAGACGCUGAUUGAGCGCAUUAAGAACAGUAGAUAUUUUGCCAUACAGCUUGAGACUACAGAUGUUGCAGAUUUGGCCAAUUUAUUGGUUUAUGUGAGAUAUGAAUAUGACGGUGUGGCGCAGGAGGACUUUAUGUUCUGUAAAUCACUGGAGACCAGAACUACAUCAGAGCAAAUAUUCCAGUUACUGAACAAGUUCAUCCAGGAGCAUGGCUUGGAUUGGACGUUGCAGGACUGUGUUCACAGAGGCAUGCACACCCAUCACAUUAAGCUCAAAAGCAGUCACUGGAGUUAAGAAACAGCAAGAACUGCAGCUAUGCAUAGCCUGUUUUGAUUUUUUUCAAGUAUACAGGAGCAUGCAGUGUGAAGAAUACAUCGAUGCCAAAAGUGAGACGCAUGUGAAUUGGAUGAGGUAUGUGAAUUGUGCCCGUAAUGAAGAAGAACAGAAUCUCGUGGCAUUUGAGUAUCAAGGGGGAAUUCUGUAUCGUUGCUGUCGAUCCAUUAGCCCAGGACAGGAGCUCUUGGUGUGGUAUGAAGAGGAGCACACCAAAGAACUCAGUCCUGCACCUACAGGAACAACCAGACAGCAAGAAGUAAAGAACACUCUGCUGCAAGUCUUUUCAUGCUCCACAUGCCCUCGUUCCGAUGCAUCUCCAAUUUACCUCGACAAGCAUAUCCAGAGAUGCCACUAUGAAGAGUACGUGAGACUGCGAGAAUCAGGAGAGAUUAAAUAUAAGCUUCAGAUCCCCUCCAAAUGCUGCAGUCGUCAACCAACAUCAACUGAUAUUGUCCAUUCUGAUACUUCCCAUAAUGAUAUACAGAAGGAAAUUCACCACUGCUCAGAUUGUGGAAAGAGUUUUAGUUAUCAGAAUGCACUCAAGACACACCAGCGCAUUCACACAGGGGAAAAGCCGUAUCACUGCUCACAGUGUGGGAAGAGUUUUACUCGUCAGAGUGAUCUCCGACGACACCAGCGCAUUCACACAGGAGAGAAGCCGUUUCACUGCUCACAGUGUGGGAAGAGUUUUACUGAACGGAGUCAUCUCCAAACACACCAGCGCAUUCACACAGGAGAGAAGCCGUUUCACUGCUCACAGUGUGGGAAGAGUUUUACUGAACGGGGUCAUCUCCAAGUACACCAGCGCAUUCACACAGGAGAGAAGCCGUAUCACUGCUCACAGUGUGGGAAGAGUUUUACUCGUCAGAGUGAGCUCCGACGACACCAGCGGAUUCACACAGGAGAGAAGCCGUAUCACUGCUCACAGUGUGGGAAGAGUUUUACUCAGCGGAGUGAUCUCCAAAAACACCAGCGCAUUCACACAGGAGAGAAGCCGUAUCACUGCUCACAGUGUGGGAAGAGUUUUAGUCAUCAGACUGCUCUCCGACGACACCAGCGCAUUCACACAGGAGAGAAGCCGUAUCACUGCUCACAGUGUGGGAAGAGUUUUACUCAUCAGCGUAAUCUCCGACUACACCAGCGCAUUCACACAGGAGAGAAGCCGUAUCUCUGCUCACUGUGUGGGAAGAGUUUUAAUCAGCGGAGUGAUGUCCAAACACACCAGCGCAUUCACACAGGAGAGAAGCCGUAUCACUGCUCACUGUGUGGGAAGAGUUUUACUUAUCAGAGUACUCUCCAAACACACCAGCGCAUUCACACAGGAGAGAAGCCGUAUCACUGCUCACAGUGUGGGGAGAGUUUUAGUCAUCAGACUGCUCUCCAACGACACCAGCACAUUCACACAGGAGAGAAUCCGUAUCUCUGCUCACAGUGUGGGAAGAGUUUUAGUCAUCAGACUGCUCUCCGACGACACCAGCACAUUCACACAGGAGAGAAGCCGUAUCACUGCUCACAGUGUGGGAAGAGUUUUACUCAGCAGCGUAAUCUCCGACUACACCAGCGCAUUCACACAGGAGAGAAGCCGUAUCUCUGCUCACUGUGUGGGAAGAGUUUUAAUCAGCGGAGUGAUCUCCAAACACACCAGCGCAUUCACACAGGAGAGAAGCCGUAUCUCUGCUCACUGUGUGGGAAGAGUUUUACUCAGCAGAGUAAUCUCCAAACACACCAGCGCAUUCACACAGGAGAGAAGCCGUAUCACUGCUCACAGUGUGGGAAGAGUUUUACUCAUCAGAGUCAUCUCCAACAACACCAGCGCAUUCACACAGGAGAGAAGCCGUAUCACUGCACACAGUGUGGGAAGAGUUUUAGUCAUCAGACUGCUCUCCAACAACACCAGCGCAUUCACACAGGAGAGAAGCCGUAUCAGUGCUCACUGUGUGGGAAGAGUUUUACUUCUCAGAGUGAUCUCCGACGACACCAGCGCAUUCACGCAGGAGAGAAGCCGUUUCACUGCUCACAGUGUGGGAAGAAUUUUACUCAUCGGAGUACUCUCCGAACACACCAGCGCAUUCACACAGGAGAGAAGCCGUAUCACUGCUCACAGUGUGGGAAGAGUUUUACUCGUCAGAGUCAUCUCCAACGACACCAGCGCAUUCACACACGAGAGAAGCCGUAUCACUGCUCACUGUGUGGGAAGAGUUUUACUCAUCAGAGUACUCUCCAAACACACCAGCGCAUUCACACAGGAGAGAAGCCGUAUCACUGCUCACAGUGUGGAAAGAGUUUUACUGAACAGCGUCAUCUCCGACGACACCAGCGCAUUCACACUGUGUGGGAAGAGUUUUACUCAGCAGAGUAAUCUCCAAACACACCAGCGCAUUCACACAGGAUAGAAGCCGUAUCACUGCUCACAGUGUGGGAAGAUGUUUGCUUGUUUAGUUACAUUUAAGACCUUCAAGUGCACUAACUCAGACAUUGCAUGAUUUAAAGUUGUCAAAUUAAAUAUGGUUGUUACAGUUUUGGCUGAAAAUGACCUGUACUUUGAACUUUAUUGUUCAUGUUACACUGGUCACCAAUUUUUCAGAAGUUGUCUGCUUCAGAGAUGAAAUUGGCUAUUAUGAAAUUUGGUGUGUCGAAUUAGAAGUGACAGUUAAUCAGCUGAUUAGCUAUGGCUUCCAAGAUAUUUUAAAUUUUAUACUUACAGUUAGGUCCAUAUAUAUUUGGACGCUGACACAAAUUUUGCUUUUUUUUUUUUUACCUGUUUACUGAAACAUAUUCAAGUUAUAGUUAUAUAAUGGACAUAAAGUCCAGACUUUCAGCUUUCAUUUGAGGGUAUCCACAUUAAAAUUGGAUGAAGUGUUUAGGAGUUUCAGCUCCUUAACAUGUGCCACCCUGUUUUUAAAGGGACCAAAAGUAAUUGGACAAUUGGCUCAAAGGCUAUUUCAUGGGCAGGUGUGGGCAAUUCCUUUAUGUCAUUCUCAAUUAAGCAGAUAAAAGGCCUGGAGUUGAUUUGAGGUGUGGUGCUUGCAUUUGGAAGAUUUUGCUGUGAAGAAAAUAUGCGGUCAAAGGAGCUCUCCAUGCAGGUGAAACAAGCCAUCCUUAAGCUGCGAAAACAGAAAAAACCCAUCUGAGAAAUUGCUACAAUAUUAGGAGUGGCAAAAUCUACAGUUUGGUACAUCCUGAGAAAGAAAGCAAGCACUGGUGAACUCAUCAAUGCAAAAAGACCUGGACUCCCACAGAAGACAACAGUAGUGGAUGAUCGCAGAAUAAUUUCCAUGGUGAAGAGAAACCCCUUCACAACAGCCAACCAAGUGAACAACACUCUCCAGGAGGUAGGCGUAUCAAUAUCCAAAUCUACCAUAAAGAGAAGACUGCAUGAAAGUAAAUACAAAGGGUUCACUGCACGGUGCAAGCCACUCAUAAGCCUCAAGAAUAAAAAGGUUAGAUUGGACUUUGCUAAAAAACGUCUAAAAAAGCCAGCACAGUUCUGGAAGAACAUUCUCUGGACAGAUAAAACCAAGAUCAACCUCUACCAGAAUGACGGCAAGCAAAAAGUAUGGCGAAGGCGUGGUACAGCUCAUGAUCCAAAGCAUACCACAUCAUCUGUAAAACAUGGCAGAGGCAGUGUGAUGGCUUGGGCAUGCAUGGCUGCCAGUGGCACUGGGUCACUAGUGUUUAUUGAUGAUGUGAGACAGGACAGAAGCAGCCGGAUGAAUUCUGAGGUAUUCAGAGACGUACUGUGUGCUCAAAUGCAGCCAAACUGAUUGGUCGGCGUUUCAUAAUACAGAUGGACAAUGACCCAAAACAUAAAGCCAAAGCAACCCAGGAGUUUAUUAAAGCAAAGACGUGGAAUAUUCUUGAAUGGCCAAGUCAGUCACCUGAUCUCAACCCAAUUGAGCAUGCAUUUCACUUGUUAAAGACUAAACUUCAGACAGAAAGGCCCACAAACAAACAGCAACUGAAAACCGCUGCAGUAAAGGCCUGGCAGAGCAUUAAAAAGGAGGAAACGCAGCGUCUGGUGAUGUCCAUGAGUUCAAGACUUCAGGCAGUCAUUGCCAACAAAGGGUUUCAACCAAGUAUUAGAAAUGAACGUUUUAUUUAAUUUGUCCAAUUACUUUUGAGCCCCUGAAAUGAAGGGAUUGUGUUUAAAAAAUGCUUUAGUUCCUCACAUUUUUAUGCAAUCAUUUUGUUCAACCCACUGAAUUAAAGCUGAAAGUCUGAACUUCGACUGCAUCUGAAUUGUUUUGUUCAAAAUUCAUUGUGGUAAUGUACAGAACCAAAAUUAGAAAAAUGUCUCUGUCCAAAUAUUUAUGGACCUAACUGUAUGUACAUUGUGUAGAUCGUAAUGUUUUAAGUAUAAAUUGUAAAACUAGGUCUCUUCAUGUGUUUAUGGUCGGUUUACAUGAUAUUUCACCUGUUCUCUUUAUGUAACACUAGGAAA